Molecule: messenger RNA, 2449 nt
Organism: Sesamum indicum (sesame)
Lineage: Eukaryota; Viridiplantae; Streptophyta; Magnoliopsida; Lamiales; Pedaliaceae
Product: sulfate transporter 3.1
Biological process (GO): sulfate transmembrane transport
Cellular component (GO): membrane
Molecular function (GO): secondary active sulfate transmembrane transporter activity
Source: RefSeq, a predicted model, not a curated record
UCCACAACUCACACACACACACACACACACACACACCACAUACUACUUAGCAGCAUUCUACCAAAUCCCCUCUGCUCUGCUCUGCAUGCUUGCAUUACAUGCACCAACACACCCUCUCUCCUUAACCACAAAAACCCAUCAUCAUCACUCCUUCUAAACCGCCAUUCUCUCUAUAUAUAUACACACAAUCACCUCCUCUCUCUCUCUCUCUCUCCAUAUACACGCACACACACAUUUUCAUGGAAAGUGCAGAGUACGAAAUCCAGCAGCGUGUGGAGGUGCAAAUACCACCAACAAAACCCUUCUUCCAUUCACUAAAAUCAUCCCUCAAAGAGACUUUUUUCCCUGAUGAUCCUUUCAAGCAAUUCAAGAACCAGACAGUUGCAAGAAAACUCUUGCUCGGCUGUCAGUACUUUGUGCCUAUACUCGAAUGGGCUCCCCGCUACACUUUCGAAUACUUCAAAGCUGAUUUCAUAGCAGGGAUCACCAUCGCUAGCCUUGCUGUGCCUCAGGGCAUUAGCUAUGCUGGUUUAGCAAGCUUACCUCCUGUAAUUGGCCUCUAUUCCAGCUUUGUGCCGCCGCUGAUAUAUGCAAUGUUGGGGAGUUCGAGGGAUUUGGCGGUCGGGACGGUGGCCGUUCCGUCACUUCUCAUUUCAUCAAUGCUAGGGAAGGAGGUUAAUCCUCAUCAGAACACUAAGCUCUAUGUGCAGUUGGUUCUCACUGCAACUUUCUUUGCUGGAGUUUUCCAAGCAGCUUUAGGCUUGUUAAGGCUUGGGUUCAUAGUGGACUUUCUGUCACAUGCAGCGAUAGUGGGUUUUAUGAGUGGGGCGGCCACGGUUGUGUGUUUGCAGCAAUUGAAGGGCAUUCUUGGACUAGUUCACUUUACUCAUGGAGCUGACCUUGUCUCUGUCAUGAAAUCAGUAUUUACCCAAAUACAUAUGUGGAGAUGGGAAAGUGGAGUAUUGGGCUGCUGUUUCCUCUUGUUUCUCUUCAGCACUAGAUACUUUAGCAGGAAAAAACCAGUGUUCUUCUGGAUAAAUGCUCUGGCGCCGCUAACAUCUGUUAUCAUGGGAAGUCUUCUGGUUUAUCUCACCCACGCAGAGAAUCAUGGCAUAGAAAUUAUUGGACACUUGAAGAAAGGGCUGAACCCACCAUCACUGUCGGAAUUGGAGACUGCGUUUGGAUCAGCAUAUCUCACCACAGCAAUUAAGACAGGAAUCAUUACCGGUGUUAUUGCACUUGCUGAAGGAAUAGCUGUGGGAAGAAGCUUUGCAGUAUUCAAAAGCUAUCACAUCGAUGGAAACAAAGAGAUGAUUGCCAUGGGAAUGAUGAACAUAGCAGGUUCCUGCACAUCUUGCUACUUAACCACAGGACCGUUCUCGAGGACAGCAGUAAACUUCAAUGCAGGAUGCAAAACCGCAGUUUCCAACAUUGUGAUGGCAACUGCAGUGAUGAUAACCUUACUAUUUCUCACACCGUUAUUCUACUACACACCCCUCGUUGUGCUGUCUGCCAUAAUUAUAACCGCUAUGGUCAGUCUUAUAGACUAUGAGGCUGCCAUCCACCUAUGGGGUGUUGACAAGUUCGACUUCAUCGUGUGCAUAAGUGCAUACGUUGGAGUCGUCUUUGGCAGCGUCGAAAUUGGACUAGUGAUCGCGGUAGCAAUAUCCCUGCUUCGCAUACUUCUGUUUGUAGCAAGGCCGAAGACUUCAGUCAUGGGUGGAAUUCCUAAUUCCAUGACCUAUAGAAGCAUUGAACAAUACCCAAAGGCAAAUUUGGUUCCUGGAAUUCUCAUCCUUCACAUAAAUGGUCCGGUUUACUUUGCCAAUGCCGGUUACCUAAGAGAAAGGAUCUCAAGAUGGAUAGAUGAAGAGGAAGAAAAACUAAAACAUUCGGCAAAUGACCUGCAAUACGUUGUAUUAGAUAUGAGUGCUGUUGGAAGUAUUGAUACAAGUGGAAUCAGUAUGCUUCAAGAGGUCAAGAGAAAUGCCGACAGAAGAUCCGUGAAGCUUGUAUUAGCUAACCCCGGAGGAGAAGUAAUGAAGAAGCUAGACAAAUCAAAGUUCAUAGACACAAUUGGGCAGGAGCGGAUCUAUGUAACCGUUGGGGAAGCAGUAAAUGCUUGCAACUUUAUGCUUCAAACAUGCAAGCCAAAAUCUAAGGCAGUUGAUGAGGAAGCAGAUGAUAAAGUUUGACAGGGGAGAAAGUUAGAUCCCUAUAAAACCAUAUUUUAACUGGGAUUUGGUUUUCGUCCACAACAAGAGGAACCAUUUCUACAGGGGAUGUGAAGUCCAUAUGUUAGCCUGCAAAUUAAAGCCUAAGGAGCUUGUCUUCUUGUUAUUUAGUGAAUCAUGAAGCUAUUAGAUGUAUAUCGUGGUUCAUUCUCUCCUCGAAGCAUUUCAGGGGGAAUUGUGUUAAUUCCAAGUGCUUUACAAUAAUGCUCUCCCAA